Messenger RNA from Numida meleagris (helmeted guineafowl), 3634 nucleotides. It is a transcript of the gene AP1S3, whose product is annotated as adaptor related protein complex 1 sigma 3 subunit. The transcript is spliced from 5 exons. The coding region runs from base 2725 to 3195 and encodes 156 amino acids. Gene Ontology annotation, cellular component: intracellular membrane-bounded organelle; membrane coat; AP-1 adaptor complex. Gene Ontology annotation, molecular function: clathrin-cargo adaptor activity. The record is from RefSeq and is a predicted model, not a curated record. Lineage: Eukaryota; Metazoa; Chordata; Aves; Galliformes; Numididae. Gene Ontology annotation, biological process: vesicle-mediated transport; intracellular protein transport.
AGCCGCAACACUAGGCCUAUGAUGAACCAGUGAGCCUAGAGACAAACAGCUGCUGAAUGGUCCCAGCUAGGGAUGUACAGCUGUACUCCCUAUCUUGUGUCCUUGCCAGCUCAUGCAGACCUUUUCUCUGAUUCAUCUAGUUCUUCAGAUGUAAGAACCUUUGCAUGCAACACAGUGCUAGAGGAUCAACCCCUUCCCUGAGAUCCCUUGGACCUGCCUGUGGUGUUAGGAUUUAUGUUAGAUGGUUUAAGUAGAGUGUACAACGUAAUAGAUACAGAGGACACCAACUGCAGCCACAGCAUCUGGUUAUGGUUGUUUCAUGAUACUUCUUCACAGAAGAAGGACGUGGACAAGCAAGGAAGCAUCCUUAUGCCUCACAGUUGUUCACAGCCUCGAAUAUAGCACUGGUUGCUUCGUAACACUUAGAAUGCCUGAAUGUUGGCCUGUAUGAUGUAGCUUAAUGCUCCCGAGAAUAUUUAAGAGCAAUAGAAGGAAUCGGAAAGUGUUUGACAAGCUCUUUCCACCUCUGAAAGGUUGUUGAAUGGCUUAUGCAGAAUAGUACUGCAAUUUUCUUUUUAACAAGAUGUCUCAUUUUGAUCACCUUACUCCUUACCUUUCCUGAAGUAGAAUACGCUAUUCUCUAGCUGCAACAAAAACUUGACCAGAAACAUGCAAGUUGUUAAUGAUCUCUAGUCAGGAAGACUUGUUCAUAGGUCUCUGUGGACCAUCACAUAAUAGGUUUUAAAUAAUACAUCUGAACUCUAGAUUGAUUGAGUAUUAAAAUAUCUGAGAACUGCAAAUGAGUUCCUUGUAGUAAAAAUGAUAAAAUACAUGUGUUGGUUUUGUAAGUGAGAAUGCAUAGCUAAACAUUUUCCGUAGUCCUUAAGUGAUUUGCAUCAAUAUAAGCUUCAGAUAUGCUGUGUGGCAAGUCUAGCGAUGAGAUUUUUUGGUGUGGUGUUGACUUUACACUAUGGACAGAUUGCAUAAUAAGCUAGUUUUGAGAAAGACACUGAUUUUUUUUCUUUUAACUUCAGAUUUAUAUCUGUGUACUACAAUGAAAUCUCUAUAAGGCUUUUUUGUUUGAGUAGACUUGAAGUCCCAAGUUCUGAAUGGCUUGGCUAGCAGUGAAAUUCCACAGUCAAAGUCAUUGAAAAAUGUUGCACUUCUGUCAGCUUAGUUUACUUGAAUAUUAUUAUUGAUAAUCAACUAAACUUCUUUCAGUGGGUUGAAACUUGCUUUUCGAGGCUUUAUCUGUUCCUUGUAUGAUGUACCCAGAGCAACCCAUCUCAGUGAUCUCUUAAGUGACUGAAACCAAAUGAUCCUGCAUUUUUUUCCCCUUUGGAGAAAAUAAGACUGUAGUCUCUAGGCAGCUGUGUGGGCUAUUAAACUGUCAAUAUGCAAAAGCUGAUAGUUGAACAAAUUCAGAGAUGGUGUUAAUGGUUUUAUAAUUUGCAAUGGAAGAAAUUAUUAACAUAAUAUCAGUAAAGUCAUUAUUAACAAAAUAUCAGUAAACUAAACCUAUGUAUUUUCAUAAUUUAAAUAUAUUUUAUCAAAUAAUAAAUACAUGAGGUCAUUAGAACUUUUGCUUUUUGGCAUGGAGUUUAGAACUUGAUGAUCCUUGAGGUCCCUUCCAACCCAAGCCUAUUCUCUGGUUUUGCUUACAUAGCAGGAGGCUUUUUUCCCUUCAGUGUGGUUCAGAGUUGCCGUAACUGAUCUCCAGCAUGCUUGUGUACUCAGGCUGCAGUACGUUUUCGUACUGGUUUUGCUCUAUAACUGCACCUGCACAGAGAAGACAGAUUCGAUUCUUUGAUUUACUCUUUAUGUGAUUGUACUAACUUGGGUAGGAUUGUCUGGUUGUCUGCAGAUUUUAUAUGUUCAUCUUUGAGUUGCUGACUGUCACACAUAUAGUAUGGGUUACCAUACAUCUAGCCAAAUAACUGAAUUAUUUAGUCCUGUUAAUUUUGCUUAGAGAGGUCCCGGUAUGCUAAGAAUCAUAUUUUGUGUAAGACAUCCAGAGGCUUAGGAUCUCUUAGCGCUUAUCCAGUCCAAAACCAGUUGAAUUCAUGUGGAAAUACAGGUUAAUUCUAGAAUUUUUCAUCUGUGUUUUUAAUGCAGUCUUUCCCUUCUUCCUCUGAAAUGCUUUAUGCUAUGCAGUUUUUCAGGAAGCUGAGUGAAUGUUUUGGAGGGGCGCUCUUUCCUCUCCUUUACCUUGCUUAUAGGGAAAGAUACAGAAUAGGGUUAAAAUCGCUCUUAACUUUACUCUCAUGACUGCUUUUCAAGUAAAAAUGACUCCAUGAUCCUCACACAUCUGUACUGAUCUUUCUUUUCUGAAGCUUGUUUUCUUUAUGCUUUUGUCUAGUCUUAAGAUCUGUGUGUAUGUUUCUGUCAAAAGUCUUUAAAAUAUUCAUGAACUGAAGUGCAUCUUCUGAUCAGGAGUGGGCACUGUUUGCCAGUGUUCCUUGACAUAGUUGCUGAUAAGCUAUACCUAUUUUUCUAUUCUAGUCACUGUCUUUUGUCUUUUCUCUGUUCUUAUUACAUUUCUCCUUCUUUCUCUCUUAGUUUGUGGCUCCUUCUUCAGGUUUCUUCUGCAGCAGCAAGUCUCUGUUGGAUUUUGGCUCCUUGAGAUGGAUGACAUGAGCUCUUGAAGCAUGACCUAACUGCUUGCCUGAGCCUUCUCAUCCGUAAGAGUGAACUGGUCUUGCAGUGGCUGAAUUAAGGCAGCAGAUGUGGAAGAUACACUUUAUACUGCUGUUCAGUCGACAGGGGAAAUUAAGGCUUCAGAAAUGGUAUACGACACUACCUGAGAAAGAGAAGAAAAAGAUCGUUCGAGAAAUUGUUCAGAUUGUUUUGGCUCGCAAUCAGAAAACAAGUAGUUUUGUUGACUGGAAAGACCUCAAGCUUGUUUACAAAAGAUAUGCUAGUUUGUAUUUCUGUUGUGCAAUAGAAGACCAGGAUAAUGAGCUCCUGACGCUAGAGGUCGUUCAUCGAUAUGUGGAACUUCUGGACAGAUACUUUGGAAAUGUGUGUGAGCUGGAUAUUAUCUUUAAUUUUGAAAAAGCUUAUUUUAUUCUUGAUGAGUUUAUAAUUGGUGGAGAAGUACAAGACACUUCAAAGAGGUCUGCAGUGAAAGCCAUAGAAGACUCUGACAUGUUGCAGGAGACAGUGGAAGAGUACAUGAACAAGCCUGCCUUUUAAUGUUAAAACUACCUGGACAGAGAACUGCUGUAUACACCUGCAAAAUGCAUUUGCUGAAAUUGCUUCCCAAUGUGCCAGAGAAAAACCAAAACCAAUAACUAAAAGGCUUUGUUUGUAUAAUUGUCAAGAUGAAGGUCAGCUAAUGUAGUGCGGGGUUUAACAAUUCUGUAUUUGCAUUACUCUGCAUGCAAGUUUCUCAGAAUUGUUUUUACCCUUGGUCUGGUUUCUCUUUUCCUUGCUGAACUGAACACUUGUUUUGUACCAUGUCUUUUAGCUACAGGUUUUGUCAUCAUAAAAUGUUAAUCUAACAGUACACAGAAGAGAUAUUUUGACUAGUUUUGGUCCACUGCUGACCAUAUGACUCUACUUUUGUACAAAUGUCAAUUAUUUUGAAUGUAAUGAUUAUUCUGCUGUAAUAAUAAUUUUUUUCUAAAAGACA